AUGUUGUUGUUGAGACUAUUUUGGAUGGCCUCUCAGUGCGAUUCGAGCAAGUGUCUAGAAGACCCUAGCUUCUUCUUUUUCCUCCUCGAGAAGAACAAGUGUGAACAGCAUGUCCCCACUGCCCUCGUCGGAGCAGCGGAGCAGCGGUUCCAGUGUCCUGCAUCCACCUCGUCUGCACUCAUGCACCCCCAGUCGAGAGCAACAGCCCUCGCCUGCCUCUCGCUCCUCGCUCGCUCGCUCGCUCACGCAAACGCCUUGCGUGAACUUUAUCCGCAACAAACUCUGCCGGGUUGCAACCGGUUUGACGAGGGCUGA
Messenger RNA from Myxozyma melibiosi, 315 nucleotides. RefSeq lists its product as uncharacterized. The transcript has 2 exons. NCBI's taxonomy places the organism in Eukaryota, Fungi, Ascomycota, Lipomycetes, Lipomycetales, Lipomycetaceae. The record is from RefSeq and is a predicted model, not a curated record. Bases 1 to 315 code for a protein of 104 amino acids.